Molecule: messenger RNA, 1715 nt
Organism: Ictalurus punctatus (channel catfish)
Lineage: Eukaryota; Metazoa; Chordata; Actinopteri; Siluriformes; Ictaluridae
Gene: aqp9b
Product: aquaporin 9b
Exons: 7
Coding region: 80-964 (294 amino acids)
Biological process (GO): water transport; glycerol transmembrane transport
Cellular component (GO): basolateral plasma membrane; plasma membrane
Molecular function (GO): water channel activity; urea transmembrane transporter activity; glycerol channel activity
Source: RefSeq, a predicted model, not a curated record
CACGGUGUGUGUGUGUGUUUCUCUGAUCCUCUUAGCAUUAAGGUAUUAACUCACUAACAGCAGGCAUUUGUGAGCAAACAUGGAGCUGGACAGCCUGAGGAGUCUGAGAGAGAAAUUCACACUUCGGCAUGCCAUCAUCAGAGAGUUUCUAGCGGAACUCCUCGGGACAUUUGUACUUAUACUUUUUGGCUGUGGCUCGGUGGCACAGGCUGUACUCAGCAGAGGAGCUCUGGGUGAACCGCUCACCAUCCACAUUGGCUUCACCACAGGAGUGAUGCUGGCUGUCUAUGUGUCAGGAGGCGUUUCAGGAGGACAUGUAAACCCAGCUGUAUCUCUAGCCAUGGCAGUCUUAGGGAAGUUUCCCAUUAAAAAAUUCCCUGUGUAUGUGGUUGCCCAGUUCCUUGGUGCUUUUGCAGGCUCUUGUGCUGUCUUUGGACUGUACUAUGAUGCCUUCAUGAACUACUCCAAUGGAGAGUUGCUGGUCACAGGUGAAAACUCCACUGCAAACAUCUUUGCCACCUAUCCAGCAAAGCAUCUCUCAGCCCUCAAUGGGUUUUUUGAUCAGGUGAUUGCCACUGCAGCUUUGGUGCUAUGUGUCCUGGCCAUCGUGGACAAGAAAAACAUAGGAGCACCUAAAGGAAUGGAGCCACUGCUCAUUGGUUUCACCAUCCUGGCCAUCUCAGUGGCCAUGGGUUUCAACUGCGGCUAUCCCAUCAACCCUGCCCGAGACUUGGGACCCCGGCUCUUUACUGCAGUGGCAGGCUGGGGGGUGGAGGUUUUCAGAGCCGGGGGCUGCUGGUGGUGGAUCCCAGUUGGUGGUCCGAUGGUGGGAGGUGUGCUGGGAGCAAUGAUCUACUACCUGCUGAUUGAGCUACACCACAUAGAGCCAGAGAAAAAGCAUGAGGAGAACAACACCGUUAAGGACAAAACGGAGAGUCUGAAAUUCUCUGCAGGCCUGGAGUAAAUGAGCGACCACUGACCUCUGAGAAGGCAUCAAAUGCUUUUCAAAAACAGCUGCAGUUAAGAGCUCAUCUGUUUUACAGAUUCUAUCAGACAUGAACUUGGAUCUCAAGUUCCCACAACCAAAAAAAAAAAAGACUUCAAAGAGCAGUGUCAAACCAUUACCAUGAGGCCAUAUAGUUAAAUAAUUUAAAUUAUUGUUGAGCUUAACAGUGUCCAAUUUGCACUCAAUGCCUGUAUUCUCAUUGAAACACUCUCCCUCUGGAUUCAUACGCCUGAAUGAUCCGAAUUCAAAUACUAAUUUGGAUACAUUUUAGUGAAGUUUGCUGUUCUCAGGGUAUUUCAAGACCAAUAACCUGUAACUAGAAUACUAGACAAACACCUUUUAGCCAAAAAUGAUUUGUAUUUUUUUACUAUGAAUUUUCAAAAGAACUCUAUAUGAACUCUAUAUGCAUCUCACAGUGGUUGGCAAUUCUUUACAUAUUGUUCUUGUGGAUAUAUUAACUUUUUUUACUUUUUUUUUUUAACCACAUAUGUUUUAAUGAUAUGGCAAUGAUCUUCUGAAAUUUCUUCUGAAAGCUUUGAAAUAAAUGACUGUUUCUGGUUGAACAAAAUUCUGACUCAUGGAAUGCAAUUUUACAAAGCCUAAUUGAAUAGCUAAUGGGUGUCUACUCAGCAUUUAGUCUGAAUAUUCACUGACACAAGAUGUCCCUUGUAGUAGAUGAAAAAUAUUUGGACCUGACUGACCCCAUUCA